UUUUAUAAUUAUUUGAUAAAAAAGAAAUUGUAUUCUCCAUUCGAUUGUCAAAGCAAAGCCGACGAAGGGGAUCAGCAGCAUCAAUCAAUGGCUUCUCAGAUAUUGAAACGCGUUCUUGGAAGCCGAUCCAGGCAGAUUCUCUCCGGAAACCCUAGCCCUACCUUUCUAUCUGAAUCGUCUACGCUAGUCAGGGCUUUCUCUUCUCCUUCUACUCCGAUCCGUGCCACUCUCUUCCCUGGCGAUGGAAUCGGACCGGAGAUUGCCGAGUCCGUCAAGCAGGUUUUUCAAUUAGCUGAAGUGCCUAUCGAAUGGGAAGAGCACUAUGUUGGGGACCAAAUAGAUCCUAGAACCCAGAGUUUCCUAACUUGGGAAAGUUUAGAAUCAGUAAGGCGAAAUGGUGUAGGCUUGAAAGGGCCAAUGGCCACACCAAUUGGAAAAGGUCAUCGUUCUUUGAACCUCACCCUUAGGAAAGAACUGAAUUUGUUUGCCAAUGUCAGGCCUUGCUACAGUCUACCUGGCUAUAAAACUCGGUAUGACGAUGUAAACCUUAUAACCAUCCGUGAAAACACAGAAGGAGAGUACAGUGGACUUGAACAUCAAGUAGUAAGAGGCGUGGUUGAAAGUCUUAAAAUCAUCACUCGUCAAGCAAGUUUGAGGGUGGCAGAAUAUGCCUUUCACUAUGCCAAGGCCCACGGAAGAGAAAGAGUAUCUGCAAUUCACAAAGCCAAUAUUAUGCAGAAAACAGAUGGUUUGUUUCUUAAGUGUUGUCGUGAGGUAGCAGAGAAGUACCCUGAGAUUGUAUACGAGGAAGUGGUCAUUGACAAUUGCUGUAUGAUGCUUGUGAAGAAUCCUGCACUUUUUGAUGUGUUAGUGAUGCCUAACCUUUAUGGAGAUAUUAUCAGUGACCUUUGUGCUGGUUUGAUUGGUGGUUUGGGCUUAACACCAAGCUUGAAUAUUGGCGAGGGAGGUAUUGCCCUUGCUGAAGCUGUACAUGGUUCAGCACCUGAUAUUGCUGGAAAGAACAUGGCAAAUCCAACUGCUUUGCUGCUGAGCGCUGUUUCAAUGUUGCGGCACUUGGAGCUACAUGAUAAGGCAGAUCGGAUCCAAAACGCUAUUCUCAAAACUAUUGCAGAGGGGAAGUACCGAACCGGUGACCUUGGCGGCUCUGCAUCGACAACUGAUUUUACAAAAGCAAUUUGUGGUCAUCUGUGAAGACUCUCUGUGGAAGAUUUAAAUUUUGAAAUUUUGAGUAGAAAACAAAUUGUUCAUUGACAGGCAUCCUGUCGGUUCCAUGGUUAAAACCUCCUUUCAGAUAUUGUUGAUGGUGAAUAAGACUGCUUCGUUUUUUAAUGGAUAUGAAGAACCCCCUUCCAGUUGUGCACGGAUAAUUCUAUGGAUGUUCAUGAAGUAAGUUGAGGUGGUGCAUUUUUUGUGCUCUUCGUUCAUGCCACAACCACAAGUGAACCAUAUCAUUGAUUUGACCCGUC
Molecule: messenger RNA, 1487 nt
Organism: Tripterygium wilfordii
Lineage: Eukaryota; Viridiplantae; Streptophyta; Magnoliopsida; Celastrales; Celastraceae
Product: isocitrate dehydrogenase [NAD] catalytic subunit 5, mitochondrial-like
Exons: 7
Coding region: 88-1212 (374 amino acids)
Biological process (GO): tricarboxylic acid cycle; isocitrate metabolic process
Cellular component (GO): mitochondrion
Molecular function (GO): NAD binding; isocitrate dehydrogenase (NAD+) activity; magnesium ion binding
Source: RefSeq, a predicted model, not a curated record